This is a messenger RNA of Talaromyces stipitatus ATCC 10500, 915 nucleotides long. RefSeq lists its product as uncharacterized. The transcript is spliced from 2 exons. NCBI's taxonomy places the organism in Eukaryota, Fungi, Ascomycota, Eurotiomycetes, Eurotiales, Trichocomaceae. Bases 1 to 915 code for a protein of 304 amino acids. The record is from RefSeq and is a predicted model, not a curated record.
AUGGUUGACUACCGGCAGGGCCUCUCUAUCCUAGAGAUGGUCGUCUAUAUCCCCGCUCUAUUUAUGGCCGUAUCUAUGGGCUUCCGGCACGGUUUCGGACGCCAGGCUGGAUGGUACUUUUUCAUCUUAUUCUCACUCGCCAGGCUGAUCGGUAAUGGCUGCUAUCUGGGCACGAUCAACGACCCUACCAACACGAAUCUAUACAUUGCCUACGCCGUAUGCAAUUCUGUGGGAGUGUCGCCUUUACUUUUGGGCUUGCUGUCUGGAUUAUCGCGAGUUAAUGACUCCAUCCAACGCAAAACCGGCUCCGCAUACUGGCCCGUAUUCUUCCGCCUCGUCGGACUCAUCUCUCUAGUCGGCAUGAUCCUCUCCAUCGUCGGUAUGACUAGUAACGACUCUAGUCUUCAAGCCGGGUACACCAGCAGCACCACCCGCGCCGGUAUUAUCCUCUACAUCGUGGCCUGGGUUGCCGUCGUGUUCUUGACUCUUAUGAUUUGGUUCCGCUAUAAUGUUAUUGAGCGUGGCGAGCACCGUCUUCUUUGGGCCGUGACGAUCAGUGUUCCUAUCCUUCUCAUUCGACUCAUGUACUCGAUUCUGUCGAUUUACAAACAUAAUUCGACUUUCAAUAUGUUUACGGGGAACGUGACUGUUUUCCUUGUUAUGGAUGUCAUUGAGGAGAUUAUCAUCGUCUACAUCGUGAUGUUGACGGGAUUGACUUUGCAGCAAAGAGAGAAAGCCGUCUUCGACGCCGAUAAGGAGAUGUCAAAUAUUACUGCCGGUCCUAUGGAAGGACAUGAGCAACAACGUCUCCACAGCUCGGGAGACGCUGGUCGACGUCCAAAACGUGCAUUGAGAGGUGGUCCGAUUAUGAUGUUGAUUACGUUCAUUAUGAAUAAGGUCGAGCGUCGGACUUGA